Molecule: messenger RNA, 4728 nt
Organism: Sorex fumeus (smoky shrew)
Lineage: Eukaryota; Metazoa; Chordata; Mammalia; Eulipotyphla; Soricidae
Gene: NHSL1
Product: NHS like 1
Exons: 8
Coding region: 19-4728 (1569 amino acids)
Biological process (GO): cell differentiation
Source: RefSeq, a predicted model, not a curated record
UGUGUGGGCAACUUGGAAAUGGUGGUUUUCAUUAAUGCCAAGAUCAAGUCUUUCUUUAAACUUUUUCAGAAGAAACCGGUUUCCAACCUAGAUGAGGAGAGCAGAUGGACUGUCCACUACACAGCUCCGUGGCACCAGCAGGAGAAUGUGUUCCUGCCCAGCACCAGACCCCCCUGCGUGGAGGACCUGCACCGGCAAGCCAAGCUCAACCUCAAAUCCGUGUUGAGAGAGUGUGAUAAGCUCCGGCGGGAUGGCUACCGGAGUUCUCAGUACUACUCACAGGGGCCCACCUUCGCAGCCAACUGCAGCCCACACGGCGAGGACUACCAGGAUGAGGAUGAUGACACAGACCAGAAGAGUUCCAUUUCUUCAUCAGAAGAGGAACGACUUAUUUCCAUCAGGAGAUCUAAAACGCCAACCUCCAAUGACUUCUCAGACAUCAACACUCAGACAAACUGGACCAAGUCCUUGCCAUUGCCUACACCAGAGGAGAAGAUGCGGCAGCAAGCCCAAACCGUCCAGGCUGAUGUGGUGCCUAUUAACAUAACCGGGGAGAAUUUCGAUCGCCAGGCCAGCCUGCGGCGGUCUCUAAUUUACACAGACACUCUGGUAAGACGACCGAAGAAAGUCAAAAGGAGAAAGACUAUUACAGGCGUCCCUGACAACAUACAGAAGGAGCUAGCGUCCGUCGCGGGCCACGAGGAUGACAGCCACUCAGCCUACAGCCCUGACCACUGUGCCACACUGGGAAGGCUCGACAGUCACCGGGCCGCGGGGCCGCGCUCGGAGACCCGGGACUCCAGCUGCCAGACGGAGGAAGAAGGGAAAGUCGUGCCACCUUCCAUGCGACGAAUCCGGGCCCAGAGGGGCCACGGCAUCGCAGCCCAGAUGGGCCACCUGUCCGGCUCCUCGGGGAACAUGUCUGUCCUGAGCGACUCGGCUGGUAUCGUGUGCCCCUCACGCCUGCGCGGUGAUGUGGGUUUCCACAGCCUGCCCCGUUCGGGUGCCAGGGCCAGCGCCCAGUCCCUGGGGGCCCUGGGUCCCCCAGACAGCCCAGAUGGCCCCUACGAGCGGAGCCACCCACGGGGAGAUGACGGCUUAGGACAUUCAGGCGGGAUCCCCAGGGCCGGGGCGCUGCAGAGACCCAGGUCCCACGACCUGAGGUUCCUGGAGAGUGACGUGGUCACCAGCCCCGCGUGCGUGGUUUCGCCACACGCCACCUACACCACCAGCCUCAUCCCCAAUGCCACGCUGUCCUCCUCCUCGGAGGUCAUCGUCAUUCACACCGCUCAGAGCCCAGGGCAGUCGGAGGGGAAACUCGGCGGCUGCGCCUCGUACAGCAAGAUGAGGCCCCGAGACCACGCGCUGUCCCGGCACGGGAGCCGAGAUGCACCCCGCUCGCCCAGCGGCCACUGGGCCCGGGGUCACCACCCCGCCAGUCCUGCUCAGGCCUGCGCGCCCCGCUCCCCUUGCACACCCACACUCCUGUCCCUCGGUGACUCCGCCGACUCUCUCAGUGCACCAGCCCAGGGGGAGAACGGGGGCCCGCCCGGAGCACCGGCCUAUCCGUGCAAAAACAAGCUGAGCUUCCCUGCCCACCCCGCCGAGGAGGAUGGCAAGAGCGAGUCCAGUGCCACGGGAGGCCGGAGCCAGGCCAGUGCCAAGCCCUGGGAGUGCAGCACCACCGCCAACGGGAGGGUGUCCCCGCUGAAGCCACCGCUGGCCAGUCCGGGUCACUCCACGCCCACCAGCACCGUGAGCAGCUGCAGCUUGGACCAGGCGUCGCAGCGGGAGGAUGCCAGGUCCCUGUACUCCGAGGACCAGGAUGCCUCUUACGCUGCGGCCCACGGUUCUGGGAAUCUCUGCCAUAGCAACAACGGCUUUGGGGACCCCAGGCACAGCGUGGGGAGCAUCUUCGACGGGCGGGCCCCCAAGAGCCCAGGGGAUGGGCCCGUUUACUUGGACAAGACCCUCUCCCGGCACAUCUCCCUGAAGAAAGCCAAGAAGCCCCCACUGCCCCCGUCGCGGACCGACUCUCUCCGCCGCGCCCCCAAGAAGAGCGCCCCGCCCAACGGGCAGCUGCUCAACGAGAGCCUGAUCGCAUCGCUGCAGCACUCGCUGCAGCUGAACCUGGCGGGCAAGGGCGGCAGCUCGCCAUCGCACAGUCCCUGCAGCGACCUGGAGGAACCCUGGUUGCCACGCUCACGCAGUCAGAGCACGCUGAGCGCGGGCAGCAGCCUGACGUCCGCCACCACGCCCAACGUCUACGCCCUGGGCGGGCUCACGCCCUCGCAGAGCGACACCAGCAGCGUCAAGUCCGAGUACACGGACCCGUGGGGCUACUACAUCGACUACACGGGCGUGCAGGAAGACCCGGGCCAGUCUGGCCACCCCAGCGGCGGCAGCGCGGGCAACGGGCCCACGCGCCCUGGGCACGCCGAGGCUCGGGCCGCCGCCGCCGCUGCUGCCGCCGCGGCGGCGCUGGGCCAGGGACCCGGGGGCUCGGCCAAACCAAAGAUCCCGUCGCCCGAGAAGUCGCACCGGGUCACCUCUCCGUCCAGUGGGUAUUCCAGCCAGUCGAACACGCCCACCGCCCUCACCCCUGUGCCUGUGUUCUUAAAGUCCAUGUCACCAGCCCACGAGAAGGGCAAGAGCAAGCCCAAGGUGCCCGAGAGGAAAUCCUCCCUGAUCUCCUCGAUGUCCAUCUCCUCCUCGUCCACCUCCCUCUCUUCCAAUACCUCCACCGAAGGUGCUGGGGGGCCCAAGAAAUCAGAGGCCGCGCCCCCUCUCCCUGGCCUCUCGUCCCCCAGCCCUACGGACAAGUCCCCUCUCCUAGCCCCUGCCCACGAAGGCUCUCCUGCGGCCCCCUCCGCCCACUUCCCCCCGCCACCCCCAGAAUUGCUCGCCCCACUCUGUUCCCCCCCAGAUUCCUGCUUUCCUCCUCCCCCCACCGCCCUGAGCCCCCCUCUUCUGGAAUCUUCCGCCCCAGGGCCACUUCCCCCGCCAGCCCCACCCCUGGACCCCCAAUUGAUGAAAGACAGCAGGCCUGCUUUCAGAAGGCCGAGCCGUCCAGAAUCCCCCCGGGAGGCGGCCAAGCGACCCUGGAGCAAAGAGGAGGGCAGUCAGCCCCCCAUGCCUCUGAUCACCACCGAGGCGCUGCAGAUGGUGCAGCUGAGGCCGGUGAGGAAGAACUCGGGAUCCCAGCUAGCCCCGCUCGAGGAACCAGCAUCUCAGGAAAAACAAGCCCCGGUCGCUCCCCAGCCUCAUUUCAAGCCAUCUGCUUUGCUGAAAUCCCGAAAUAGCAUAAAUGAAAUGGAGAGUGAAAGCCAGCCCGCCGCCCUGACGAGCUCAGAGCUCUCCACUCCUGCCAGGAGCCAGAGCCAGGGUCACCAGGAUGGUGCUGCCGAGCCGGGCCUGGCCAGCUGCAGCGCUGGGGACGACGGUGACAGCGGCGGCGGCAGCACGGCAACAUCAGCUAGGGUUGAGACCUCUCGGCUCCACUCGCCCCCCGGCCCUUCACCCAGCAGGAAGCCGCCCCCCAUUUCCAAGAAGCCCAAACUGUUCCUCGUGGUGCCGCCCCCGCCGAGAGAUUGCACGGCGCAGCCUGCGGGGAACGUGAGCAGAGGGGCGUCCAGCCCCCUUAGAGCACAGGCGGAGGACAAUGGUGGUUCUGAUGAGACCCGUGCCAGCAGCUCGGUGCUGGUGGAAGGAGUCGCAGGAGCUGCCUCCCCGGACAGAGUGGAAGCCAAUGCCCCGAUGGUGCAGCCCGAUGCCUGCCCAGCGCCCGGGCAGAAGGAGUCGGGCUCCUCCGAGAGCAGCGCGGAUGGGGAGGAGCACGUGGAGCACCGCCCAGCGCUCCAGGAUGGAGGACCAGAGACUCCGGAGACGCUCCUCGCAGCAGCCCCUUCUCAGUCCGACGCCGGGGACUUCCUCAAGGAGGAAGGCAGUGAUGAGGUGAUGACCCCUAGCAGACCACGGACCACUGAAGACCUUUUUGCAGCGAUUCACAGAUCCAAGCGGAAAGUCCUGGGCCGCAAAGAUUCGGAUGACGAUCACACCCGCAACCACUCGCCCUCCCCGCCCGUGACACCCACGGGCGCCGGCCCCAGCCUGGCCUCCCCGAAACAAGUGGGGUCCAUCCAGAGAAGCGUCCGCAAGAGCAGCACGAGCAGCGACAACUUCAAAGCGCUGCUGCUGAGGAAGGGGAGUCGCGCCGACACCAGCGCGCGCAUGUCGGCGGCCGAGAUGCUCAAGAGCACGGACCCCAGGUUCCAGCGGUCCAGGUCGGAGCCGGCGCCCGACGCGCCCGAGAGCCCGUCGAGCUGCUCCCCGAGCAAGAACCGCCGUGCCCAGGAGGAGUGGGCCAGGAACGAAGGCCUGAUGCCCCGGAGCCUGUCCUUCUCCGGCCCCAGGUACGGCCGUAGCCGGACUCCGCCGUCGGCCGCCAGCAGCCGCUACAGCAUGCGCCACCGCAUCCAGAGCAGCCCCAUGACUGUCAUCUCGGAAGGCGAGGGCGAGGCCCCGGAGCCCACCGCGGGCACUGCCAGGGGAUGCUCGCUGGAGGGCCUGGACAGUGUUGAAAGGGACCAGGGCAGCGCGCUGGGGGCUGGGGAGCCUGGUGCAACGCUGUGGGCGCAGACGGCGCAGAGCCCUGCCCAAGGGCCAGCGGGUGGCCAGGGCAAGGAGCCGGCGGAACAGGCCAGGGGAUCGCGGUGGGAGGACAGUUAG